UGGGAAUUGAGGUCCAAGAGGACCAUGUCCAGCUAAAUUAACCGAGAUCUUGGCCCCUCGUGAGUUUGCACGUCACACGGUCAUCUCUCUAUCCCUCCCCCUGCGUAGCCCUUAUUUCCUGCUUGCCGGCUCCACGUCGCGCGGGCAGCCGCAGCCUAGAGUUGGAGCCCAAAGACGCCAUGGAGGUACAGACUCAACCUCCGUUUCUGGCCAUAAUGGCGAUCCACGAGUGUGUCGAGGUUGUUCUGGGCUGCUUACCCCGCUCCGACCUCAAGAGCCUGCGCUUGGCAUGCAAGGCGACAGACGAGGUCGUUACGUCCAGUGUAUCGCCCCUCUUUCGUCGGGUGUAUAUCUCGGCGUAUCGACAUGAUCUUGAGGCUCUAAGGGAGAUUGCGCGCCACCCGCGCUUGUCGCGCUGUGUCCGUGAGUUGGUCUGGGAUACCUCCAUGCAGCCUAACAUGUAUCCGCUCCGCGAGUCAUAUUAUUACGAAACCUACUAUCAGCAGCAAGCGUCUGAAUAUAUCGUCGCCGGAUUCACGGAUGCACUCACCCAGGGGAAAGACUUUGAGCUCCUCGUCGAAGCGCUCCCUUGCUUCCCGAGAUUGCAGGGUGUAACAUUUACCGUGCUCAUGUCGCACUGGAUCCCGCGGUCGCAUAGUCCAAAUACCGCUUCGCAUCCGCGGUUUGAUUUUAGGACGGAGCUUGCGCUGGUGGAUGGGGUGACGCAGUAUUCGUCGCCUGCGAUGCGGGCGUGGGAGGAGCGCGGGAUCGGCUAUGUCCUCAAGCAUCACAACAUCCCACUUGGGUAUCCACGCCAGAUACCGGAUGAUGAUGUCUUGACGAGUCUCGAGGAGAUGGCGGCGGGUCUACCAACUGCAGAGCGCGUUGAUUUUGCGGAACUCGCGACGUAUACUCAUCGCGCGCCGCUUUUGAUGCUCGCUGCUCUCCGUGCGCUGAGGAUCCGGCUAACCUCCUUCGUCAUCGACCUCCCAUUCCUGCGCGCGAGGCAUCGCAACGUAUCUACUUCGUGGUUCCGAGGACUCAACCUUCUUAUCCUCGGGUUCCCAACUAUCCCGCUGGCCUCCAUAUGGUUCUUCGACAUGUUCCGCUCCCUCCGCCGACUGCGACUCGGUCUGGAUGACACCCCUGGCGGCAGGGAAUCGAUAGCGCGCGCGUUCACCGGCGCCACAAGCCUCGAGGUCCUGGAGGUGGUCUUGUACCGUCACGGCUGGCUUGAUUUGAACAACCUUCUGCCGCCGCUGAGACUGAAGAGACUCGUGUUGCAGAAUUUUGAUGUAGGCAGGGGCGAUUGGGAGAAUGUUCUCAUGCCCUGGUGCUUUGGGAACCGUCUGGAGACGCUGCACCUAGCUAGGUGUCGUUUUCUGAGGCCGGAGGGUGUUGGCAGGACGGAGAUUUUUGCUGCGCUGUUGGCGAGGGAUACCAGUUGUCCGCCUCGGGAUGUACUGUACUCGGAUUUUGAUAGGGAACUCGGAUACCGCGUCGACUCGGACUCGAGUUCUAAGGAUGCAGAAGACGACGCCGAAGAUGAACACGGAGCCUGCUUCCUGGACAUAGACUUCAACUCCGACUCAUCCUCAGAAUCAGACCCAGACUUCUUCCCCAGCACAGAAGAAAUGCUCUCCCGCCACGCCGAUGCCCCAUUCUACGACGACGCAGCCGGGGACUUUGCCGAGGAAAUGGCAUACGUAUACUGGCAGUACUACCACAGCGAAGGCCCAGACGAGUUCACCGAGCCGAGUGACACGGUGCCGAUAGAAGACGAGAUCCCCAUGGCGCGCUUGCGGGCAGACGCGGCGCGGAUGAUUGACGACGAGGUCACGGAUGAAAAUGUUGAGCUUGUGUACGAGGCAAGGGCUUGGGGGUGUGAGGGGGGUGGCAAGCUGAGGGUUUGGAUUGACGGGUUUAAGGUGCAUAGUAAGAGGUACGAGGUUUGACGUGUGUGUGGUUUUGGGGAGUUGAACCAUGUGUCUUCUCUCUGCUUGGCCUCGGUCCAUUGUCCGCGACGUGCUCGAGCUCCUCCCGUCGCAAGAGGAUGGACAAUUCCGGGCACGGCUCCGCGGAGGCAGGCUCGACCCUUGUUCAAGAUAGCAGAGAAGACGCGUCGGACCAAGGUGUGCCUUCUGAAAAUGAAAUAGGAAGGUGCGACCCGUGACGGAGAAUCUAAGGAACGGUCGUUCCGUCCUUAAACACAUGCUGUGUACACAAUAUGGAAAGAGUAUAAAUUGACUGUCUGAUACCGUGAGAAGAUUAAUCCUGCCUAGCAGCACCUGUACCUUCUCCUUCUGACUGGUACUCACUCGCUGCCCGAGGCGCACUCAGGCCACUGGCCCUAAAGUCAAGGGUACAAGUGUCCGCAUAAUGGUCUAAUAAUACGCAAGCCGCCGG
This is a messenger RNA of Aspergillus calidoustus, 2406 nucleotides long. The record is from the annotation of a GenBank genome assembly. NCBI's taxonomy places the organism in Eukaryota, Fungi, Ascomycota, Eurotiomycetes, Eurotiales, Aspergillaceae.